Molecule: messenger RNA, 1121 nt
Organism: Bipolaris sorokiniana ND90Pr
Lineage: Eukaryota; Fungi; Ascomycota; Dothideomycetes; Pleosporales; Pleosporaceae
Exons: 1
Coding region: 69-1121 (350 amino acids)
Source: RefSeq, a predicted model, not a curated record
UUUUUGAGGAAAGCGCCGACCACAGUCUUUUCUUAUUCACCCGGAGCCGUCCUCGUGCCAACACACCAAUGCUGGCGGAUUCGAUCCAGAGGUUCUUCACAAAUAAGACUUGUAGUGUGUGCAAGAACCAUGCAGAAUGCUUUUGCUCAGAUAUACUACUCUACUCAGAAAUUGUCUCAAAUCGAAGUCUCUGGCCAGCCGGUUUGCAAGAUGCCCAUUAUAUUCAGCUAUUGAGUCACAGUGUUAUGAUCAAGAUGCCUCUAGUGCAGUACAAUAAUCUUCCCAAGGACGAGCGAAACUCCCACAAUGUACGCUUUCCAGCUCAGACAGUCAUUGUCAUAUUGCGGAGUCAUCAAAAUUCACUUUUGGGGAUUUCACUUCAACAGAUAUCUUCUGCAAGUUAUGUGCGCUUGUCGGAAAAAUCUCUCCUUCUGCAAGAAGAUAUGAUCCGGGCGGACCAGGCAGAGCUAGGAGCCUACACUGUUCACGAUGCUCAUCCCGGUCGUGGGAUAGAGCCGGUCGGAAAGAUUAUCCCCGGUUAUAUUGACCAAAACUGGCUUGGGAAAUAUAUCAAAUUCAAACUCCACAGUGCCACCUUAACAGCGGAAGAGUGGCAUUGCGAGACUCAAGGUUAUCCCACUACAACAUGUAUUGGCACCGAAGCGCAAUUUCCGCUACCAAGGCAUCGCCAAAAUCAUUUCUCAGUUACAGUCUUUUUUCGAGAUGUCAGUGGUUCAGGAUUGUCUGGAACGAUCGUCUUAGGAAACUCCAUUACCCAAAUGGAGUUGCGUGCAAUAAGGCUGUCUGAGGGCCCGAACGUUGGUCAUCCAUGUUUUCUGAAGCGAGGUAAUCGGACUCAACGUUUUAUGAGAGUUUCUGCUCCAGUACACAACACGCAAGAUUUCAUUGAUAUUGCUCUUCGUAAGCUCCCAGUCACCGAAGUUGAGUUUUCAAAAGGAGAGAAUUUCAAAAAGUCUUCUCGAGAUAAUGCCGCAAUUGAUAUGUGGGGUGGCCACGGUAUCCUAAGAUACCAAUAUCGCUUAGAUAUCAAUCGUUUGUCGGAAGAGAAUACAAGUCAGGAGAGCUCCUCACAGCCAGGUCGACAUAGAUUCCAGAUAUAG